UCGAAAGAACGAAAGGGUUCGUCGUUGCCCGUAAAAAACUAUUUGGCCGCCAAUUAUCAAGUCGACCCCUCUCUCUGCCCGAGUCCGUCCCGCCGCCAAGAAGCCCACCAAUCACAAGAAGAAGAAGAAGAAGAAGAAGAAGAAGAAGAAGAAGAAGAAGAAGAAAACUCGUCCGUAGUCCGAAAAGCCUAG
This is a messenger RNA of Cinara cedri, 192 nucleotides long. The record is from the annotation of a GenBank genome assembly. Lineage: Eukaryota; Metazoa; Arthropoda; Insecta; Hemiptera; Aphididae.